This is a messenger RNA of Haliotis rufescens (red abalone), 435 nucleotides long. Its product is annotated as proline-rich protein HaeIII subfamily 1-like. The record is from RefSeq and is a predicted model, not a curated record. The coding region runs from base 1 to 435 and encodes 144 amino acids. NCBI's taxonomy places the organism in Eukaryota, Metazoa, Mollusca, Gastropoda, Lepetellida, Haliotidae. The transcript has 2 exons.
AUGGUGGCGGAGCUCCACAGUCCUGACUUGCUACAUGCUGCUGAUCACAUCUCUUAUACCAGCACAGCUGGCGAGGUAGACAGUGACUCCCAACGCCUACCCGUUCCAGCUGGCGAGGGGGACAGUGACCCCCAACACCUACCCGUCCCAGCUGGCAAGGUGGACAGUGACCCCAAACGCCUACCCGUUCCAGCUGGCGAGGUGGACAGUGACUCCCAACGCCUACCCGUUCCAGCUGGCGAGGUGGACAGUGGCCCCCAACGCCUACCCGUUCCAGCUGGCGAGGUAGACCGUGACUCCCAACGCCUAAUGGUUCCAGCUGGCGAGGUGGACAGUGGCCCCCAACGCUUACCCGUUCCAGCUGGCGAGGUAGACAGUGACCCCCAACGCCUACCCGUUCCAGCUGGCGCGGGGACGGAGGUCAAACCCCCAUAG